CGCCUUGUCGUUUACGUGUGGGACAGGGAAGGUCUAAAGCUGGAGCGGGGGGCAACAUGCAGAAGCGAUGAGGUGUCUGAAGUGCGGCACAGGGGAGGGUUGAGAACGGAGGCAGCGGGAAGAGGUGUGGCCUUAGCGUGUGCCCCGCAGCGGGACAGGCAGAUGCCUGCGGCGGAGAGAUGCGCAGCGAGAGCAGCGGGUCCCGUCCCCGGGCUUUGCCCGGGGGUGUUCGCCGCCGCUGCCGCCUCCUACGCGCGUAGGGGCUGAGCCGGGCCCGGCCCCUCCUCCCCGGAGGACGGCCCCUCCCGGCUCCCGCCCCUCUGGCCCGGCAGCUGGACCCGGGCCACUCGCAUGGGGCUGGGCGGUGGAGCCAGCCGGGCGCCCCGCGGACGCCGACGGAGCCGGGGAGGAUGCUUGCGGCCGCGGCCCUGUGCGCUGCCACGCUGGGCUGGGCUGCGGGGGCACGGCUGCUCAGCGCAAUGGACAUAUCCCUGAUAAGAGGACAGACAGUUUGCCGGGGUGGAACACAGCAACCAUGCUACAAAAUAGUUUAUUUUCAUGAUGCUUCACGCAGGAUCAGCUAUGAAGAAGCACACCUUGCCUGCAGAGCUGAUGGCGGACAUCUAGUCAGUAUUGAAACAGAAGCAGAGCAAAGACUGAUUGAAAAAUUUAUUGAGAGUCUCUUAGCUUCUGAUGGAGAUUUUUGGAUAGGGCUUAGGAGGAAAAAGGAGGAGGUAGACAAUAGUGCAGAGUGUCAGAACCUCUACUCCUGGUCAGAUGGCAGCUCAUCCAAGUUCUGGAACUGGUAUGUCGAUGAGCCAUCCUGUGGGAGUGAAAUCUGUGUUGUGAUGUACCACCAGCCAUCUGCCCCACCAGGUGUCGGAGGUCCUUACAUGUUUCAAUGGAAUGAUGACAGAUGCAACAUGAAAAAUAACUUCAUUUGCAAAUAUUCUCUUGAGAAGCCAAUGAAUGCUCCAAUAGAGAAUUCUCAAAGAGAUGUUGCAACAGAGCCCUUGAAUCCAGUAUUCCCAGAACACCACCGUAAGAAAGAUGCUAAUCUAACAGUUGUAGAAGCCAAAGAACCUGUUCAGAGUCUUGCCUACAUCCUUAUUCCCAGCAUUCCUUUGCUGCUUCUCCUGAUGGUCAUUACAGCCAUCUUCUGGUUCUGGCUUUUUGCGAAGAGGAGACAGGAGCAACUAGAUGCAAGCCCAAAGGAGGAAGAUGCAUGGCUGUCUAACCCCAGGAGGAACAGUCCAAAUCUGGAUAUUUACAAAGUAAUCAAGAAGCAAUCAGAAGCAGAUCUGGCUGGAACCAGGCCUGGCGCUAAGAAUUCUUCCUUCCGUACACAGGGAGAUAAAGUGCUUGACGGCCUCUCCAGGGAUUAUGAUGAUGCAGCAAUGAAUACAUCAACAAGCGGCUUUGUGACAUUGGCCGGUACUGAAAGUGGCUUUGUGACCAAUGAUAUCUAUGAGCUGUGUGGAGACCGUGUGGGGAGGAGCAAGGAAUCAGGCUGGGUGGAGAAUGAGAUUUAUGGGUACUAAGGAAAUGGACAAAAAAAGCCUGGAAUGUGGAUGACAGUGAAUAUCAGUACAAGUUAACCUGCCCUCCCUAUGCACUUGUUUUAAUGAUAGUGUAUGUGAUUAUCCUGGUUUUGCAUUGUCCCUAUAUUCUUCUCUUUUUUUGAAAGAAUGUGGGUUUUUAAAGAUCCAGACUGAAAAGAAUGUAUAUAUUUUGCUUUGCAUCAAGCCCCCUUUUGCCCCAGAAAUGGCUUGUUAAUACUCUUGGUUCUUUUUUGUACUCCAAAGAUAUGCCUUUGAAACUAAAGGACAAUCCAAAA
Harpia harpyja (harpy eagle) is the source of this 1837-nucleotide messenger RNA. It is a transcript of the gene LAYN, whose product is annotated as layilin. NCBI's taxonomy places the organism in Eukaryota, Metazoa, Chordata, Aves, Accipitriformes, Accipitridae. Gene Ontology annotation, molecular function: hyaluronic acid binding. The transcript is spliced from 8 exons. The record is from RefSeq and is a predicted model, not a curated record. The coding region runs from base 411 to 1541 and encodes 376 amino acids.